Molecule: messenger RNA, 747 nt
Organism: Daphnia magna
Lineage: Eukaryota; Metazoa; Arthropoda; Branchiopoda; Diplostraca; Daphniidae
Exons: 2
Coding region: 1-747 (248 amino acids)
Source: RefSeq, a predicted model, not a curated record
AUGGCAAAAACUAAUGGCGUAGUAAUGUUAUCAUUUCCACCGCACUGUUCUCACAAACUGCAGCCGUUAGACAGAAGCGUAUACGGGCCGCUAAAAAAUUACAUAAACUCGGCUUUGACAAGUCGUAUUAUAGUGAAGAAGGCACCGAUCAACAUUUACGAUAUUCCAGGCAUCAUAACUACUGCGCUUCCAAAAGCCAUCACACCAGCAAACAUUAUGUCUGGAUUUCGAGUUUCCGGAAUCAUGCCGUUGGAUCGCAACAUAUUCGCUGAAGAAGAAGAAUUUGCUCCGUCAUUCUUUACAGAUCGCCCUGAGGCCGACAUUAUCGUAGCUGAGGUAGAAUUGGAUUCUAUGGUACCCACAAUUGAUGACAUUUUAUCUGCAACUGGAGUUUCUGACGAAUUGGUCAACGUAAUCAAACAGCCCUAUUCCGCAUGUUUUACGGUUUCACCGGUCACUCGUACUGAGUCCUCUGCGUCUUCUCGUUCAGACAAAUCAUUGUCAACAUCCCUAUUGGAGGAAAUUAGGCCUCAUCCAAAGGCUGCACCAAAGAAGACCACCAAUAAAAGAAAAACAAGGCAAACUGCCAUUCUCACGAGCACCCCUGUCAAAGAUGCAAUUGAGGCGGAACAAAGUGGAUCAAAAAGGAAGCCUACAAAAAUCAGAGAACCAAAAAUUGGACAACUAACCCCGGUCUCCCCUAAGUAUUUGCAAUUUACAGUAAGUGACUUGGGAAACUCGUUUUAA